Salvia splendens (bonfire salvia) is the source of this 645-nucleotide messenger RNA. RefSeq names its product 60S ribosomal protein L26-1. Gene Ontology annotation, biological process: translation. Gene Ontology annotation, cellular component: ribosome; large ribosomal subunit. The coding region runs from base 67 to 507 and encodes 146 amino acids. Gene Ontology annotation, molecular function: structural constituent of ribosome; RNA binding. The record is from RefSeq and is a predicted model, not a curated record. NCBI's taxonomy places the organism in Eukaryota, Viridiplantae, Streptophyta, Magnoliopsida, Lamiales, Lamiaceae. The transcript has a single exon.
UCUCACAAACUGCGAAACCCUAAUCCUCAAAAAAAGAAAAAUCCGAAUUCCCCUCCUGCGGCGAAAAUGAAAUGCAACCCACGAGUCUCCUCCUCCCGCCGCAAGAGCCGCAAGGCUCACUUCACGGCGCCUUCCAGCGUCCGCCGCGUGCUGAUGAGCGCGCCCCUCUCUGGCGACCUCCGCUCCAAGUACAACUCGCGGUCGAUGCCGGUGCGCAAGGACGACGAGGUGCAGGUGGUCCGCGGCACCUACAAGGGGCGCGAGGGCAAGGUGGUGCAGGUGUACCGUAAGAAGUGGGUGAUCCACAUCGAGCGCAUCACGCGCGAGAAGGUGAACGGAUCCACCGUCAAUGUUGGAAUCCACCCCUCCAAGGUCGUCAUCACCAAGCUCCGUCUCGACAAGGACCGCAAGUCGCUCCUCGAUCGGAAGGCUAAGGGACGCGCUGUUGCUGACAAGGAUAAGGGCACCAAGUUCACGGCCGAGGACAUUAUGCAGACCAUCGAUUGAUAGGUUUCUGUUUAUUUUAAGCGUUUUGGUUUAAUUUUGUUUGUUUUUGUUAAACACAGAGCAGUCGAACUACGGAUGGUUGCUUUAUUCUCUCAUUGCUGUUUUAAUACAAUGCUCAUAGUGUUUCCUGGGUUUUUA